Molecule: messenger RNA, 2246 nt
Organism: Papaver somniferum (opium poppy)
Lineage: Eukaryota; Viridiplantae; Streptophyta; Magnoliopsida; Ranunculales; Papaveraceae
Product: beclin-1-like protein
Exons: 11
Coding region: 465-1997 (510 amino acids)
Biological process (GO): autophagy; cellular response to nitrogen starvation; late endosome to vacuole transport
Cellular component (GO): phagophore assembly site; phosphatidylinositol 3-kinase complex, class III, type II; phosphatidylinositol 3-kinase complex, class III, type I
Source: RefSeq, a predicted model, not a curated record
UACACAGAGCUUUGGAAAACUUGGAACGAGUAAAUCAACCUAGAAAUCUCCCUCUGGUUCUGUUACGGAUGAAAAACUGUCCUCCUGUCCGUCACAAUAUUUGUGCAGAAAAGAUAAAUUCAGUUUUCCCUUUUUACCAAUUUCAUGAAAUUGAAACGAAAUUCGAGAUAAUCAAUCAAGUUGAUCAUCAAUUUCAAUCAAAUAUUACCAAACAAACAAAAUUCAAAGUUGUUCAAAAUCUCCAGCUGGUCGAUCGGAUUCACAGUUAGCAGAUUGAUUUUUUCUGAGAAAACGGAGCACCCGUUUACAAGCUUUGUUAACUUCAAAUUUGCCGAGUUGAUUCAAAAUUUUCGAAUAUCAGGCUAGCCCGAAAAGUCGCGGCUCUUGCUUCGAAAUCUCUCUUCUCACUCUGCAAGGUCCAUCUCUUCGUCGGCCCCCCACUGCUGCAGCAGUCAUCUAGUACCAUGAAAGAUGAUAUCUCAUCAGACAAAGGAGUAAGUUUUCCUGUCGAUCCAAAUGUUCCUAGAUGGCAGUGUCAAAACUGUCGUCACGCACUUUGUAUUAUCGGUGUUGAUUCUUACUUAAAUGAAUCCGCUUCUCGUGCUGGAAUGCAGGGCUCUUCUGUUCAUGGAGGAGCAGGCAGCGUUAUGGCUUCAACUAAAAUGGAUCAUUCCUUUGUUGUUUUGUCGAAGCAAAAGAAUUCAUCACAAGGUGGUGUGCCUCCCCGGCCUCGUGGCGGACCAGGAGAUACCCGCGCGAGUGGGAAAGCAAUGGAAGAUUCCUUUGUUGUGUUGCCACCAGCUGCUGCGUCCAUGUACAAUAGUGAAUCUGGUUCAGAGGGAGGAGCUCAUUUACCGUUAUCUGGAGGAAUUCCUGGUAACCAUUUGCAUCCAAACAAUUCUGAUUUUCACUCGGGUAUAACUGUUUUGAAACGUGCAUUUGAUAUCGUCACCACCCAGACUCAGGUUGAACAACCUUUAUGUUUGGAAUGUAUGCGGGUAUUGUCUGAUAAACUUGAUAAAGAGGUUGAUGAUGUGAACAAGGACAUUAAAGCGUAUGAAGCUUGUCUUCAGCGUCUUGAAGGAGAGACACGUGAUGUUAUGAGCGAGGCUGAUUUUUUUUGCGAAAAGUUAAAGAUUGAGGAAGAAGAACGAAGACUUAAAGCAGCAAUUGAGGAAACUGAGAAACAGUGCAUAGAAGUUGAUGCUGAAUUGAAGGAUUUGGAAGCAAAAUCUAACAAGUUUAAAGACCAAGAGGAACGGUACUGGCACGAGUUCAAUAAUUUCCAGUUUCAGUUAACUAAACAUCAGGAAGAAAGAGACUUGAUAUCGACAAAGAUUGAAGUUUCACAAGCACAUUUAGAAUCUUUGAAGCGAACCAAUGUUCUCAAUGAUGCCUUUCCAAUAUCGCAUGAUGGAGAAUUUGGAACUAUAAACAAUUUUCGACUUGGCCGUCUUCCGAAGAUCCCGGUUGAGUGGGAUGAGCUAAAUGCUGCCUGGGGACAGGCAUGUCUUCUCCUUCACACAAUGGCUCAGUACUUCAGGCCAAAAUUUCCGUACCGAACCAAAAUUAUUCCCAUGGGAAGCUACCCUCGAAUUAUGGAUAGCAGCAACAACACAUACGAGCUAUUUGGUCCUGUGAACUUAUUUUGGAGCACUCGCUAUGACAAGGCAAUGACUCUGUUCUUAACAUGCCUUAAGGAGUUUGCUGAGUUCUCAAAUUCUAAGGAUCAAGAAAACAACAUUCCACCAGAAAAGUGCUUCAAGCUGCCUUACAAGAUUGAGAAUGAUAAAGUGGAAACCCACUCUAUCACACAGAGCUUUAACAAGCAGGAGAACUGGACCAAGGCUCUUAAAUACACGCUCUGCAACCUAAAAUGGGCUUUAUUCUGGUUCGUUGGGAACAGAAAUUUUCAACCUCUUUCUUCAAUGGUAUCAUCUGCCUCUGAAGUUCCAGUAGUUGGCUCUUUGUAUUCAAAAAGGAUGACUGGUACUUAGUCUGAAUCUAGAUAGGAUUCGGUGAUGAAGAUAAAGCGUCUUGUAAAUAUCGAUUGUGUUAAAAAGUUAAUUAUUGCUAUUCACAAAAGACGUACAUAAGCUCUUGUUCUCGUUGCUCAUUAAAAUCGUAAGACUUUUUAUUCAUACUGAAGUCGAAGAUCUUCCCGUUGGGAAAAAGAUGGUUUAGUCCAUAAGAGGUAUAAUAUGGACUCUAACCAAUUCAACCGGGUACAAAUUAGUUAUUUAGUU